Messenger RNA from Caenorhabditis angaria, 8544 nucleotides. Lineage: Eukaryota; Metazoa; Nematoda; Chromadorea; Rhabditida; Rhabditidae. The record is from the annotation of a GenBank genome assembly.
AUGCCCAACACUCUUCAACCUCGUAAACCAACAAGAGGUCGAGCUGCUGCUCCGGCUAGAUUUAUGGAAAGUAAGUUGUUUUUUUGCGAAGAUUUUUGAUCAUGUCAAUAUCAGAAUUUGUUUUUUUUUUUGCAUGGACAUAUGCAAAACAUAUAAUUUAGGCUUUGAAAGGUUUUUGAAAAAAUAAAGGGUUCUGAAGAUAAAACUAGGGUUUUCAAAUGAAUUCAAAAUUUUGGAAAAAUAUGAGGAUUUCUAAAAUUUAUUAUUUUUGUCUCAAUUGAUGAUUAUUUUCAGUUUUUGUAUAUAUUUCAUCCAGGAGUUAGCCUACGUUUUGAAAAUAUGUAUUGUCUGGAAAUCAACCUUAAGCUUAGCUUCAAAUAUUUUUUGUUUUUUUUUUGAUUUCGGGAUCAAUUUCAGAAAAUUAGUACACUCACAAAAUAUAAAUGAAAAUUGACCUCUCGACUUCCAGAAAUGCCUUCAUAUCUUAAUUUCUCCAACCUUUCAGUGUCUUCCAAAGUAAAUUUCACGGCAUGUGGAUGGAUUUUAACAAUCUGCUCUUAUUUAUUGGCCUUCAUCACAUUACCGGUCUCAAUUUUCCUAUGCGUCAAGGUAACCUUUUUUUCUCCUUUCCUUUUUUCAUUCAAAAUUCGUUUUCAGGUUGCUCAAGAAUACGAACGUGCAGUAAUAUUCCGAUUAGGUCGUGUUAAACCAGGCGGUGCACGAGGUCCUGGUAUCUUUUUUGUGGUUCCUUGCAUCGAUUCGUAUAAGAAAAUUGAUUUGAGAACACUGUCCUUUGAAGUUCCACCUCAAGAAUUGCUGUCGAAAGAUGCGGUGACAGUUGCUGUUGAUGCUGUGGUUUAUUUCAGAAUCUCAAAUGCCACUAUCUCGGUAUAAUCAUAAAUCUUUUCUGUAUUUUUUCCAAUAACCAGUUCUAUUCAGGUCAUCAACAUUGAAGAUGCUGCACGAUCAACAAAACUAUUGGCUCAAACCACAUUGAGAAACAUUUUGGGAACCAAAACUUUGACCGAAAUGUUAUCAGAUCGUGAUGUUAUCUCACUUCAAAUGCAGGUAAUUGCUGAAUAUUUCGAGAGAGAAAAAGAGAGCAUAGAGAAAAAGAACGAAAAUAAUUUCCGGUGUCAAUCAUCCAAACUCAUUUCCGGGUUUACUUAUAUUUUUUGUACUUUUAUAUAACAUAUGAAAGGCAGCAGAAUUUAUAAAUAUGAAUAUUUCAAUUUGAAUUCAGAAUAAGCUGUGGAGAAGACAGAGAGAGGAAAUUAAAACAUUUGAGGAGGAUUUUUGAUAUUAUUAAUUUGAAAAUAAGGAUUUUUUGGAAUAAUUUUGCAACGAAGUAAAAUCAAAACAUGACGUCAUUUGAACCUAAAUUUUAGAGAAAUACUUUAUGUGCAUAUAAACCUUGGAUAUAAACUUUCAAUUUCUAAAACGUUUAUUUUUCACAAAAAAGUAAAAAUUCCAAAAACGUCUCCAUAGUUUGUUAUAUUUUUUUCACUUUGAAAAAGGCUCCACGUUCAAACAGUUAAAUUUUUCUGAAAAAAAAACAAAUUUUUCACUGAACCUCUUCUUCCCAAUCUUUCCCCCUCCAAAAAUUCCCAAAACAACAAAAAACAUCUUCCCACAUAUCCACUAUGAAAAAAAAUCAUGUAUCCAUUCUCAUUUCCCAUUCUUUUUUAUGCCAAUGUUAUGCUUUGUGUUUUUUUAAGGCAACACUUGACGAAACAACAAUCCCAUGGGGUGUAAAAGUGGAAAGAGUCGAAAUGAAGGAUGUUCGUCUUCCGUAUCAAUUGCAACGAGUUAUGGCCGCUGAAGCAGAAGCAACCAGGGAUGCGUGUGCUAAGGCAUGUUUUUUUUGUGAUUUUUUGAGGACCAAAGAAAACAAAUUGGGGGCUUGGGGGAGCGAAUUAUAUAUAAAUUCAUAUUUUUCAGAUUAUUGCUGCUGAAGGAGAGAAAAAUGCAUCAAGAGCUCUAGGAGAAGCUGCAGAUGUGGUAAGAAAAAACAGUCGAUUUCUAAAGUUUUAAAUCCCUUAUUGUAGAUUUCCACAUCGCCAUGUGCUAUUCAACUUCGCUACCUGCAAACAUUGAAUAGUAUUAGCUCGGAGAAAAAUAACACUAUUAUUUUCCCGUUCCCUAUGGAAAUGAUGACCAAAUUUAUUAAACGACAACAAAAAUCGGUUAUGAAACGGUAAAAUUUUCUUAUUUCGUUUUUCAUUUUCAUAAAAAAAAAUAUUUUUCAGGAUAAGCGCGAUCAAGUAUAGUUGAAACUUCAACCAAUAGAACAAUUCAAAAUCCGGUUAAUUUUCAAAUUUUAUGAAUUUUUUUUCGAUCUCAUUUUAAUAAAUGAUUUUUGUGUAUAUUUACAUUUUCAGUAGGUCAAACAGUAUAGGCGGGAAAAAAGUAUAAAAAAACGUUUCUGUUUAAAAUAUCAAAUUAUUAUCAGAUUUCAUAACAUAAAUUUUCACACUUCAACCAUCAAACAAAUAUGAAGAAUUUUCUGAGUUUCAAUAUCAGAAUACUAUUUUUCAUAAUCUGGAAAUCUGUUAAUCCACUUGAUGUUGAUAUCUUUGAAAGCUUUGAAGAGUAAGUUAAAAAUGCGUCACCAGGUAAUUAUUUUUUGAAUCAAGAAAUAUUGAUCGGAAUGUUUCACCUUGCGAUGAUUUUUAUCGCCAUUCCUGUUCAAAAGAUGCUCCAGACGCCACAACAAUUCAGAAUAAAAUUUGGUCUGGAUUUCGAGAAGAACUCGAUUUGUAUACACCUGAUUUAAACGAAAUAAUUAUGAAAAUCAGAAAUGAGUUCACAAUUAUCGAAAAAGUUGGGAUGAAAAAUCAUUUAUUAGAAGAAUAUUUCAAUAAAUGUAGAAGCAAUGAAUCAGAUGCAAGAGAAUUACUCUACGAAAUGAAUAGAUAUUUUCAUUCUUCUCAUUUUUAUAAUUGUUGUUUUCAAAAUGCAUUAUUGUUUCCAACUUGUGAAGAAGGAACUGAUCGAUUGAACAAAUUGUUGACAAACUAUUUGGCCGAUGUAGAGAUUGUUAGUUGAGAAAUGAAUUUGAAAAAAAAAAUGAAAAGUGAGGUUUACUUUUUUUUCCAGGGGUUGGAUAAGAAAGCGAUAAAAUUCUUGAAUCAUUAUCGUAAUUUACAAUUAUAUCGAUGGUAUCAAAAUAAUACAGUGUUAUUCGAUAUGAUUGAGAAAAUUUUUGAAGAUCUGAAAACCGAAGCAAAGAAACUAACGCUGGUAACCUUUAGCGAUUAUUCCCUAAUUAAAUAAUAAUAUUUUCAAAGGAAACCCCCUGGAUGUCAUACAAUGUUGAUGUGUUUUAUGGAAUCUUGGAUCAAUUGAGAAUCGACGCUUCUACAAGUUUGUUCGAAGCAAGUUCUGAAUUUUUCGAACAACUUUUAGCAAAAUAUCAUGAAUGUCAAAAGUAUGAUUUUGGGUUUUAUGAAUAACGUCUCAAGAGACGUUAUUUGUAAAAUCAUAAUAUUUCGUAUAUAUCUCGGCACAAAAAAAAAAUUCGAAUUUUCAAUUUUUUUUUUUAUUUGAAAGCCCUUUGGUUAAGAAGCAAAAAGCACAUAAUAUGACGUCAUACAAACGUCUCCUCCUCCCGGACUACACGGUUAUGUACCGAAAGUGGCAUUUUUCGACCUAACGUAACUUUGCUCUACUUUCAUAUUUUUUGAUGAUUAAAAAAGCAAAAGUGAUUAUUUUUUUGCGAAAAAAGAAGAUGGACACAACGGCGGAAAGAUUAGAAUACGUUUUAAAAAGUUCUGACAUAACCCCCUAAAAAUUAUGCUUAGGAAUAACGACGUCCUUUCAACUCCUUUUCCAUUGGAUUCCUCUCGAUUUUUUAGGUAUAUUAACAUAAAAAAUAAUUAAAAUCAUGACACCUUUCAUAUUGUGAUAUACCGUCAAAAACAACCUAUCUGCGCGCAUGCAACAAACACCUGUUCGCACUUCCCUAUUUUGUUUUUUUUUAUCGAUCGAAAAUUUUUAUUGUUUUUUUAUAAAGAGGAGACGAAAUUUUCUAGGCAUGUACGAUUAAAAAAAAACACACUUGAACUUUGACCAAACUACACAAUGUUAUGGGUUAGGUCAUUCAUAUAAAAAACACAAACCUACAUAUGAUCAAUAAAACAAACGAUCGACGUUCGAUCAAACUACAUUAUUCAUACAUUUUUUGUUCAGUUUUUGUGUUUUUGUCGUUUUUUUCUUUGUUUUCAAUUUCCUGGUUUUUUUUUUAAAUUUGAUUCUAUAUAAAUGAAACUAUUAUUUGAAGGUUAUGGAACUUUUCAUUUUGGUGUUUGUCACAGUUUUUUGUGUUUUGUUAGGCACAAAAAGACGCCAGGUAUUGUUUUAGUUUUUUUUAGUUCUGAAAUAUAUGAUAUUCUUACAGGAUACAUCGUCUGGAGAUCAGGCAAAUAAUACGAAAAUAUGUUAUUUUGAAUCUGUUGGUAAAUGUAAAUUGGAAACUUCCGAGCGAACCCCAAGAUUCAAUUUGCGCCCAUGCAAAGGCGAAAUUAACAAAAAGUAAGAUAUCUUUUAUUUCUCAAUUACGUGUUUUUUUUCAGAAUAAUUGAACUAAAAUCAACAGAAGUUGACAAUUAUUUUGGUGCCAAAGAUGCAUUAGGAUUGGUAUUGUGUAGAGGAAGUGCAAAUUGGUUGGUUCUUUCCACAAUUCAAUUAACAUAAUAUAUAUAAUUUAGUAUUGAUAAAAUCGAACCGACACAACUAGCUGAAUAUGAAAAUUCAUAUAUCUGUGAAGAACACAUCAAGCAACUGUUGACACAUUGGGAUAACAAGCUCUACGCUCAUAUUCUUAUCAAACAAAAGAAAGGGGUGCGUUCCAAAAUAAAUUAUUUGCAUUGAUUUUAUUUUAGAAUCGUCAAAUGGCGUGUUCUUUUCCAAACAACGUAUUCCAAAUUCAUGACGAAUUGAUUGUUGUGAAAUCGAAAAAAACAAACGCCAUCACUGUCCAAGAUUCGAUGAAUAUUUUGAAACGACACGGAAGUUUUAUUCCGCCUGGAAUUCGUAAGUUUCCAAAUAACAUAGCAGUUCAGAGAAGUUUCUGUAUUCCAGCUAUGUGUGAAGGUCAUCGGAAAUAUGUUGACUCAUUAGAAGAUGAUGGAUCGGAAUUUGAAGAACCUGGUUCGGUUCAGAGUACUUCGACGACAAUCACAACUUCAACAGAAGAUAAUGAACAAGCGAAUUCAAAAAAUGCCAAUUCCUCAGCGUUAGCUAUGCCGGAAUAUUCAGAGAGUUGCAUUAAGCAGUUGUUUUUUCAAUUCGCGAAAGCAGCUGGAUUCUGUCGAGUAGGCGUCUUUUUGAAUCACAGAAAUAUUUAUUUAUUACAGAUAUUGUCGCGUAAAGCUCUUUCCAAGAUGUCUCCUGCAACACAACUAAAAAAAGCAUCAAUGGUUAGAUCAUUAUUAGAAGUUAUACUGAAAUUUAUUGCUCCAUCAGACUGGGAAGAUUUGAGAGAAAUGGUUAUGAAAAGAGAGUAUAAAAGUGUUUGGACAUUCCAUCAUGACGAAAAUUUGACAAAAAUUAUUAAAGAAAUCAGUAUGCAGUAUCGACAAGGUGAAAAUCGAGCAGAAAGAAUAGCAAUUUUAUCGACGAUUGCCAGAAUCAUUCCGCUUAAUCAGAUUCAGUUAUUUAUUCCUGGAUUAACCAGAAGCAUAUAUGAUGAUGCUCGACGAGUGCCGAAGAUCAUAUCAAAAACAGAAAAAAGAAAACGGGAUAAGUACGAGCCAGAAAGCGUGAACAUGUUCAUCGAAUUCAUUACUAGGUAUUUACUAGUUAUGUUCUAUUCUAAUUAAUUUGUUUUCAGUAAUAUCAUUAUGUCUCCUCAUGUAUUUGGAUCGCAAAAAAUUAGGUUUUCUGACGGUACAGUUGAACACAUCCCACAAACUAUCAGAAAACAAUCAGCAACGGAGAUAAUUAACAUGUUCAAAAAAUAUUUAAAGGUUAGAAAAUUAAUAGAAAAUUACUCUAAAUAUUUUUUUUCAGGAUACGGAUCAGGAGGAUUUCUUGUUCAGUGACAAUGUUUAUUAUAAAAUUCUGAACGUUUGUGCGGCAACAGAAAUGAAAUCGUAUUCAUGUGUGGAUUAUUUCAAAGUUGAUGCAUAUGAGGUUUGAUAAUUUGACACAAUUCAAAUUAUACUAUGGAUUUCAGGGCCAGAAAGAAAUCAUAAAUGUAUUAGAUUUCAUGAAACAAAAAAAGUUCAUAUCUACGGAUCAUUUCGAGGAACUAUCGGAACGGCUUUUUGAUUACUUACAUUACCUGAAAACUGAUUAUUAUUUACAUAUCAAACAAUGCUCCCGAAUCCCAGAUCAUUGUUUGAAAUAUUCGUUGAGUGAUCUAAACAAUAUUCAGUUGUCAACACCGUGUGAUCAUGACCAUGAUAUCGAAUGUGAUCGCUGUGAAGCUGGAAGGAUUAUUAUGAUGACAAUACAAGAUACAGUACAGAGUGUUAUUGAAGAAAUUGAGUCUUCAACGUCACAAAAUAGUAGGCUGAAAUAGAUAAAAUUAUUUUGUUUUAAAUUAAUAUUCAGAUUCUUUGGUGAAUCGUCAAAUAUUGGAAGAUCUCAAAUUUCGCUCAAAAAUGAUCGAUGAGAGUAUCACAAGAAUUAAUGAAUUGAAGAAACAUAUUAUCAGAUCUAGAGCAUCGGAAUUAUCGAAAAUAUCACAGUUAAAAGAUCUUGGAACUGGAGAAGUUUUUAUAUUGAUGGAUUAUGCUCAGAAAAUUUUGCCGAUGAAACACAGAGAGAGCCAAAAGGAUUAUUUUGGAAAAGUGGGAAUGAGUUGGCAUAUCACACACGUUACAACGCGAAUUGACGGCCAAUUUAUGUCACACAAUAUCAUUCAUAUCAUGAAAGAGAAACAAGUAUGAUUUCGUUUAUUCUCAAAUUAUAUAAAUUUAACAAAUCAUAUUUUCAGACAUCGGAAAUUGUUGUAGCAAUCAUUGAUCACAUCAUAAGUAUAUUGAAAGAGAAAAAAAUUAGAAAAUUUUAUUUCCGUUCUGACAAUGCAGGAAAUUACCACAGUGCUUCAACAAUUGCCUCUCUCCUCCAUCUUUCAAAAAAACACAACGUUACUAUUGAAGACUAUAGUUUUAGUGAAUCCCAAGAUGGAAAAUCUCAUUGUGAUAGAAUUGCUGCAGUUGCGAAAAGAAAGGUGAGAAACAGACCAUUUUUGAAUAUGUAGGAUCAGUUACAGGUUCGUACGGCUGUUGAUCAUGGUUGUGAUGUUACAAAUGAAGACGAUUUAUUUAAUGUACUUGGAAAUAAAUCCUUGAUGAAUUCCAGCUCAGUUUAUUUAUGUAGAGUAAAAUCAUGUGCUUCUGAUGCCUCCGAAAAUAAGAAGAAAUUGAAAAAUGGUCCAAAAAUUCCAAUGAUCAGCCAAUUGUUCCACUUCAAGUACACACAAAACGGUAUAAUUGGUUACGGCUACAAAAACAUUGGAGAAGGAUUGACGAUUCUCGAAAAAGAUUUGCAUAUGACAAUUCCAUUAUUAAUGAUAGAAAAGGUGAGCUAAUAGAAAAGGUGAGAUUAUUCAAAUUUUCUCACAGUUAAUAUUUUCAGAAAUCCUUCGGUCAAGGUGGUUUUUGGUUUUCACCGAAACAAAACGAGAAAAAAGACAACAGGUAAAAAAAAUGUCUGGUAUCUAAUUCCAUUAUAAAUUUUUCCAGGGUGAAAGAAACACAAGCACAAGAAAACCAAACUGAAGAAGUGUUAGAAAACAGCAUUUACGGAUGUCCUGUUACUGGCUGUAUAAAAAAGUAUUAUUAUUAUACCGGCCUUCAGCGUCAUCUUCUUGAAGACGACCAUGAUCUUAAACCAGAAAGAAUCACAUUGACAGAUUACGCUUUAAAUUUGUAUAAAGAUAGAGUAAGUCAUUUUAUAUAAAACUGAUCGGAUUAUAAAAAAUAUUUGUUUAUAAUUUCAGGUCGAGCAUUUCUCGGAUGUUGAUAUAACCAUUGAUAAAACUGCUCUUGAAAAUAUUGGAAAACGUAAAAUAGAAGAAUCUGUUGAGAAAGGAUGGGCGCUGAAAACUAGAAGAAAGCCCGGAAGGUUGAUUACAUUUUAUUUUCAGAAACAUAUAGUUCUUUUAGAUUCUCAAAAAACGUAAUUGAUGCAUUGACCGAAAUUUUUGACGAAGGAAAUUCUCGCGGUUUAAAAUACACUCCAGAAGAAGCACAAAAAUUGAUGCAACAACAAAAGAAUACUGACAAAAGUCCAAAAUUCAACAUUGAUGAAUACCUGAGUGCAAGACAAAUUGGCAGUUUUUUCAGCAGGCUGAAGUCUCAACGAGAACAGAAAAAAUCUUGUAAUCAGAAUGCAACUCAUAUGAAAAAUGAAAAAGAAUCGGAUGAAUAUGACUUUGAAUCGGAUAUGCCUCUUGACAAUUUUAUACAUCAAUCAAUCAAUAAGAGCCGUGGUGAAAUUUUUGACAAGGAUAAUGAUGAGAAAAACGAACCAAAUGUUUUCACACAACAAUCGAAAAGGAAAAAAUCCAAAUUGCCACUAUUUUGUCAAUGA